Messenger RNA from Funneliformis geosporum, 162 nucleotides. The record is from the annotation of a GenBank genome assembly. Lineage: Eukaryota; Fungi; Glomeromycota; Glomeromycetes; Glomerales; Glomeraceae.
AUGAUAGCCUGUCUCUAUAAUACAUAUUAUGAUACUAAGGCAACCCUGUUAUCAGAAGCUGAUAUCAAGGAAAUUAGAGAAUUAAGAGAUAAUAAAGAAUGCCUUCAGCAAGGAGUUAUUUCAUUUUCCUCUGGUCAGCUUGUUUUGGAUGAAAAUUCCUAA